This is a messenger RNA of Ilyonectria robusta, 2797 nucleotides long. RefSeq names its product calcium-activated chloride channel-domain-containing protein. The transcript has 8 exons. Gene Ontology annotation, biological process: chloride transmembrane transport. Gene Ontology annotation, molecular function: chloride channel activity. The record is from RefSeq and is a predicted model, not a curated record. Gene Ontology annotation, cellular component: cortical endoplasmic reticulum. NCBI's taxonomy places the organism in Eukaryota, Fungi, Ascomycota, Sordariomycetes, Hypocreales, Nectriaceae. Bases 254 to 2422 code for a protein of 722 amino acids.
GAGCUUGUUUCUCCAACUUGGCUGCCAAGCAAUUAUCACAGUCGUCAUCAUUCUGGCGUCGUGGUGCUGUGUCGUGUGCUGAUUCUUGUUUUUCCUUCCUUCUUUCUGGGAGCACCACCACCAGGAACUUCCCUUAGACACACGAUUCUUUCAUCCCAAUCUCUCUCUCUCUCCCUCUCCCUCUGAAUCCCUCCCUCGCCGUGUCCAACCUCUCCUCUCCCGUCCUCCCUCGUGAACCAACCUCACGCCAGCCAUGUCCAGUCCCCGGGACGACGUGCCCCAAGAGGGCAACUUUGGUGUCGACUUUGUCAUCCACUACAAAGUCCCCCCCGCAGAACGCGCCGCUGCCGAAGCCGGGUUCAUCCAGCUUGUCGAGGCCCUCACUGCCGUUGGCCUCGCCAUAGAAGUCCGCCAUGGCGACCAAGACUCUCUCCUCGUUUUGGUCAAGAUCGCUUCCGCCGACCUCCUCGCCCAGCAAGUCUACCGUGCUCGUCUUCAAGACUGGCUUCACGGCGUCCGCGCAUCCGCCCCUGAUAAAAAUGUCGCCCUGGCCUUGCAGAGCGAACCCGUCACCGAGGCUGAACGUCUGCGCCUGAUAUAUCUCCUGAUGAUCAAGCCCAAGAACGAGGGCGGCGCCGGAAUCUCGCCUUCCAAUGCUAAGUGGAAGCAUAUCAACGCCAUCUUCCCCUUGCAUAACCACGCCUUCAACAAGGCCUGGAUCAAGAAGUGGAGCAGCAAGUACUUGCUGGACCAGGAGGACCUCGACAGUAUCCGCGACAAGUUUGGUGAGAACGUUGCCUUCUACUUUGCCUUCCUUGGCUCCUACUUCCGCUUCCUCGUCGUCCCUUCUUCUCUCGGGCUAGGGGCUUGGCUACUUCUAGGUCGAUUCUCCACGCUAUAUGCUCUACUCUGUGGGCUCUGGUCCGUCGUCUUUUUCGAGUACUGGAAGAAGAAGGAGGUCGAUCUUGCAGUUCAGUGGGGCGUGCGCGGAGUCUCCAAUAUCCAGCAAUCCCGUCCCGAGUUCGAGUGGGAACAUGAGGCGGAGGAUGCCGUAACUGGCGAGGUCGUCAAGGUUUACCCACCUCUCAAGCGCGUGAAGACUCAAUUGCUUCAGAUUCCCUUUACGGUAGCUUGCGUCAUUGCACUGGGCAGUCUCAUUGUGACGUGUAACUCGCUGGAAGUUUUCAUCAACGAAGUCUACAAUGGUCCGGGGAAGCAGUACUUGGGAUUUUUGCCAACAAUUUUUCUGGUCAUUGGAACACCUACCAUUUCGACCCUUCUCAUGAAAGCCGCCGAGAAGCUGACCGCCAUGGAGAAUUAUGCCACCGUUGAUGCCCAUGACGCCGCUCUUAUCCAGAAGCAGUUCGUCCUCAACUUCAUGACAUCUUACAUGGCACCACUAUUCACUGCGUUUGUCUACAUUCCCUUUGGACAUAUCCUUGUCCCCUUCCUCGAGUUUUGGAGGAGGACAGCGCAGACCAUCACCUUCAGCGAGAAACCUCUGCCUACCCGGGAGUUCCAGAUCAACCCAGCCCGGAUCACCAAUCAGAUGUUCUACUUCACCGUCACAGCCCAGAUUGUUAACUUUGCGACCGAGGUGAUUGUGCCGUAUGUUAAGCAACAGGCCAUGUCCAAGGCCAAGGAGUUCAAGACCAAGGGGAAGCAAACCUACGACCACAAGGAGGAGGCGGAAUUUCUCGAGCGAGUCCGUAAGGAGUGCGAGUUGGAGGCCUAUGACGUAUCGGGCGACUACCGUGAGAUGGUGAUGCAGUUUGGCUACCUUUCUCUAUUUUCGGUUGCCUGGCCACUUGCAGCCUGCUGCUUCCUCGUCAACAACUGGGUUGAGUUGCGAUCUGAUGCACUCAAGAUUGCCAUCAGCAGCCGUCGGCCGAUUCCCUGGCGAACCGACUCUAUCGGACCUUGGCUUACUGCUAUGGGUUUCCUCUCUUGGCUGGGCAGUAUCACCAGUGCAGCGAUUGUCUACCUGUGCAGCCGUUCUCAGGAUGAAACCAAUGGAGUGACAUCACAGAUCACGGGAUGGGGCCUUCUACUCAGCAUCCUCUUGGCGGAGCACUUCUACUUGGCAGCACAGAUGGCGGCGCGAUUUGUUCUCAGCAAGCUAGAUAGCCCAGGACUCCAGAAAGAGCGCAAGGAGCGGUACUCGACGAAGAAGAAACUCCUGGGAGAGCUCCUGGGCCAAGAUGUGGUGGCAACCCCCGGAAUUGCCACUACCGAAAAGAUCACCCGAGAAGCUCUGGAGGAGGAAGCUCGACAUAUGUCGAUCCGUGGACAUGGAACCCCCGAACAAAAGUUCUGGCAACGGCAGCGGGGCCUACAGGAGACGAUUGACGUCGGACGAAGGAUGAUUGAACAGCAGGCUGCUGAGACGAAGAAGGCACCUGCCCCAAGUGAAAAGGCGUAAAUAGGAUGUUAGGAUGGGAUAGGAUGGAGGAGACAUGAUGAGCGGGGUCCGGAUAUCUAUGGGAGGCUCUAAGAUGAUCGGUGAUGCCGGGGGAGAUUGCGCCUCCCGCAGAGGCAUAGGUUAUGAGAUGAUGAUGCGAACUUUGAAGUUGAUGAUGGUUGCUGUAUUCGUUAGUUCUGGGUUGCAGUGACAGAUUGAAUGUCUCAAAGUGGGUUGUCGUAAGUCAGUCAGUCAAUCUCUCAUGGGAUACCUGGUAUGCUCUCUCCGGACCUCCCUCCCCGGACGGAAGCCAAUCCCAAGUCAGCUAAGAUGCGACUCGGUCGCGAGAUAAGAACUAGUAGAGGAGGCAAAUAGGCGUGAGAAGCCAUCGCGGAC